AUGACGGAAAUUACACCGGAUGAGCCGGAUUGGCAUGAUUGGCCAGAUCUUAACCAACUGCAGAGGCUAUCCGACAGAGCAAACGGUCUCUUCCACUAUGCCGCAACUGCUCUUCACUGGAUUGAACGGCGGAUUGUCGAGGAUGGAACGGCGUGUCGAGAGAGCGUGUUCAAGGAAUUCAGCGAGGGGGGCCUCAACGAGCUUGAAGAUCUGUACAGACUCAUCUUGACAUCAUGGGAGAACGUCGGCACGCCUUCAAAAGACAAGGACAGACGUGCUACUCGACUAGAUGGCUUUCAGCACGUCAUAGGAACCAUCAUCGUGCUUCAAAAGCCAUUGCUCGUUUGUGAAAUCAUUGCGCUACUUUCUGAUAUACCCAAGGACAAGUUUGAUGUCACCAACUUCCUUCGGCAGAUGCGCAGCGUUUUGAUUCCGGGCACCACGACGUCGUUCGAUCACGCUACGCCACAGAUGCACAAAUCCUUUCGUGAUUAUAUCACAAGCGGGCGUGCACCGCUUGGAUUCCGGAUCCUGACUGGGGAUGCACACUUCAAGGUUGCAAGGAGCUGCUUAGACAAUAUUGUGAAAGCGGGGAGCCAGGGUGAUAAUGGCAAUGAGUAUGCUGUUUUCUAUUGGCAUAAACACUUGCGGGAAGCUGGAGUGAGAUGUGAUGAUAAGAUGAUGUGGAAACUGCUGGGUGAAAUGGUGAAUGAGAGGGUUGUCGGUGUGUGGAUAAGAAAAGGGUAUUGGGCAAACAUGUUUCGGUCUGUGGCCAACACUGGGUGGAAGCUGCUGAAGCAAAAGACAGAUGAGCAAAAGUUGGUGCUGAUGAGUGAGAUGUUGGUGAAAAUAAAGUUGGAGUUGCGGGAGUUGCGGGAGGAGACCACCCUUUGUCUCCUCAUUUCUAGGAGACAGACAAUUGUGUGUGCUUUCUUCCUUUUGUUUAUCACUACUAAUAUUCCAUCUUUCUGGAUGAAGCCAUAUGCUAAAAUCUGGGUUCAUGGCCUUCUUGAGACCUGGAAGCAUUACGAACCAGUGGUCUUGCAUCCCAACAUUGUGGAAAUGCAUGCUGAACUGAAUUAUCAAUAUAUAGUGCAGUAG
This is a messenger RNA of Laccaria bicolor S238N-H82, 1101 nucleotides long. RefSeq lists its product as uncharacterized. The record is from RefSeq and is a predicted model, not a curated record. NCBI's taxonomy places the organism in Eukaryota, Fungi, Basidiomycota, Agaricomycetes, Agaricales, Hydnangiaceae. The transcript has 16 exons. Bases 1 to 1101 code for a protein of 366 amino acids.